This is a messenger RNA of Talaromyces proteolyticus, 4218 nucleotides long. RefSeq names its product putative RSC complex subunit. Gene Ontology annotation, cellular component: nucleus. Gene Ontology annotation, biological process: positive regulation of transcription by RNA polymerase II. Lineage: Eukaryota; Fungi; Ascomycota; Eurotiomycetes; Eurotiales; Trichocomaceae. Bases 1 to 4218 code for a protein of 1405 amino acids. Gene Ontology annotation, molecular function: ATP binding; DNA binding; ATP-dependent chromatin remodeler activity. The transcript is spliced from 4 exons. The record is from RefSeq and is a predicted model, not a curated record.
AUGGCUUCCAUCCAGUCAGCUCCCAAUGCCGGAGCUGGCAACAUGUCUUUGCCACCUGAUCUCACACCAGCUCGACUGCAGGAAUUGUACCAGAAAUAUCGCGAAAUGCAAAGCUCUGGUGUCCGCCAUGAUGACCCUGAAUAUAUUAAGGCGCACAAUAUCCUCGCGGCUGUCCAGAAACAACAAAAUUUUGCUAGGCAACGAUACCAGCAACAGCAACAACAGCGCCAACAACAACAGCAGUUGCAGCAAUCAAAUGGAAACGGUAGCGAGGCCCCUACGAAUGGCGUUAAUGGUCGAUCUGCAAACAAUGCCAGCCUUGAACAGAAUUCCGCUAGCACCGGGGGCCAACCUUCGUCUUCUGCUCAGCAACCAGCCCCUGGAGCGACGAAAGGCGCUCCCGCAUCCACAGGGAGUUUCUCACCCGAACAGCUUGGCAUCUUGCGAAAUCAGAUCCUCGCUUUCAAGAUACUUUCCAAGAAUAUGGCUCUUCCGGCGCAAGUUCAAAAGCAACUUUUUGGCGCUAACAAACAGCAGCCAGCUUCUCCCGCUGAAAAGGUAGCAGCCGCUGAAGCUGUGGUCGAGAGUGCAAGUCAAAGCGAUAAACCCAACGACAGCCUUGAAAAAGAAGCCAACUUGAAGAACUUUUAUGAAAAGUUGCAAUCGCCAUAUGAUCUUUUACAAAAGACCAUCGGUUACACCGAUCAUUCAGCGAGGGGCAACCGUGCGCGUAUACCGAGUCUCUUCCCCACCGGCAUUGAUUUGGAGCGUGUCCGUGAAGAUAGGGAACUGCUAAUUUACAACAGAAUUACUGCUAGGAAGGCUGAAUUAGCGAACCUUCCCGCUAAUCUCGGUGUCUGGGAUGCUAGCCGCGGUGAAAGCCCCACACCAGACGAUUCACUCAAGCUCAAAGCAUUGAUUGAAUAUAAGAUGCUCAAUUUGCUGCCAAAGCAGCGCAAGUUCCGUCAACAAAUCCAGCACGAAAUGUUUCAUUACGAUAACCUGGGAAUGACAGGGAAUCGCUCUGCUCACCGUCGCAUCAAAAAACAAUCUUUGCGUGAAGCGCGAAUCACCGAGAAACUUGAAAAACAGCAGCGUGACGCUAGAGAGAAUCGUGACAAGAAGAAGCAAGAUGAAAAGAUUCAAGCGAUCCUGGCUCACAGCCAAGAGGUUCUGCAGGCUGGCAGUCAACAACGUGCUCGCAUGCAAAAACUCGGUCGUGUCAUGCUACAGCAACAUCAGUACAUGGAACGUGAAGAGCAGAAGCGUGUGGAGCGAACAGCCAAGCAACGUCUUCAGGCUCUUAAGGCUAACGAUGAGGAGACCUACCUCAAACUUUUGGGCCAGGCGAAAGAUUCUCGUAUUUCUCACUUGCUGAAACAGACCGAUGGUUUCUUGAACCAGCUUGCAUCAUCAGUGAAGGAGCAACAGCGCAGUCAUGCCGAAAGAUUUGGCGGUGAUACCCAAUAUGAAGAGGAAGAAGAGGAAGAAGAGGAGUACGAUACCGAUGAAGAGAGUGGCGGCCGUAAGAUUGAUUACUAUGCCGUGGCUCAUCGUAUCAAGGAGGAGGUCUCGAUGCAACCAAACAUCCUAGUGGGCGGAACGCUCAAGGAGUACCAGCUGAAGGGCUUGCAGUGGAUGAUUUCGCUCUACAACAAUAACUUGAACGGUAUUUUGGCCGAUGAAAUGGGUCUCGGAAAAACUAUUCAGACUAUUAGUCUGCUCACAUAUCUCAUUGAGGUUAAAAAGAACAAUGGUCCUUUCCUAGUGAUUGUUCCUCUGAGUACUCUUACGAAUUGGAAUAUGGAAUUUGACAAAUGGGCCCCGACGGUCACCAAAGUUGUUUACAAGGGCCCCCCCAACGUCCGCAAACAGCAUCAGCAAGCCAUUCGGUACGGCCAGUUCCAAGUUCUGUUGACAACCUAUGAAUAUAUCAUCAAGGAUCGACCACUAUUGAGUAAAAUCAAAUGGCAACACAUGAUCGUUGAUGAGGGUCACCGUAUGAAGAAUGCUCAAUCGAAAUUGAGCAGCACUUUGACUCAAUAUUAUACCACCCGUUUCCGUCUCAUUUUGACGGGAACUCCCUUGCAGAAUAACUUACCGGAACUUUGGGCUUUACUGAACUUCGUUCUUCCUAGCAUUUUCAAAUCGGUGAAGUCGUUCGAUGAAUGGUUUAAUACGCCCUUUGCGAAUACGGGUAGCCAGGAUCGGAUAGACUUGACCGAAGAAGAGCAGCUGCUUGUGAUUCGUCGUCUCCAUAAGGUUCUUCGGCCAUUCUUGCUGCGUCGUUUGAAGAAGGAUGUCGAGAAAGAUCUUCCUGACAAGCAGGAACGUGUUGUCAAAUGUCGCUCGUCCGCUUUACAGAGCAAACUUUAUAAACAGCUUCUUACGUCUAACAAGAUGGUUGUCAGUGACGGCAAGGGUGGUAAGAUUGGUAUGCGUGGUCUCAGCAACAUGCUCAUGCAAAUGAGAAAGCUUUGCAACCAUCCGUUCGUUUUCGAGCCUGUGGAAGAUCAAAUGAACCCAACACGUGGAACCAACGACUUGAUCUGGCGAACUGCUGGAAAAUUCGAACUUCUUGAUCGUGUUCUUCCUAAAUUCAAGGCGACAGGACACCGUGUGUUACUUUUCUUCCAAAUGACACAAAUCAUGAACAUCAUGGAGGAUUUCUUGCGAUUAAAAGGACUCAAAUAUUUGCGACUUGAUGGCUCUACCAAAUCAGAUGACCGGUCUGAAUUGCUUAAGCUCUUUAACGAUCCUAACUCAGACUAUUUCUGCUUCUUGCUUUCAACUCGUGCUGGUGGCUUGGGCCUUAAUCUCCAAACUGCCGAUACUGUCAUCAUCUAUGAUUCUGAUUGGAAUCCUCAUCAAGAUUUGCAGGCUCAAGAUCGUGCUCACCGUAUCGGACAAAAGAACGAAGUGCGUAUUCUUCGUUUAAUCACGUCUAAUUCUGUCGAAGAGAAGAUCUUAGGCCGUGCUCAAUUUAAGCUUGAUAUGGACGGCAAAGUUAUCCAGGCUGGAAAGUUCGACAACAAAUCAACAAACGAGGAACGAGAGGCCUUGCUUCGGACACUACUUGAAAGUGCGGAGGUUGGUGAUCAGAUGGGUGAUCAGGAUGAGAUGGACGAUGAUGAGCUAAACGAAGUCAUGGCUCGAUCCGAAGAGGAGCUUACAAUCUUCCAGAAAAUGGACCAGGAACGCGCUAAAACAGAUAAAUAUGGUCCUGGUCGCCGUUACCCCCGACUUAUGGGAGAAGAUGAACUUCCAGAUAUCUAUCUCGCCGAAGAUGUUCCCGCUAAAGCUGAGGUUGAAGAGAUCACAGGCCGUGGAGCUCGUGAACGCAAAGUUACGAGAUACGAUGAUGGCCUUACUGAGGAACAAUGGCUUAUGGCUGUGGACGCUGAGGACGAUACCAUUGAAGAGGCAAUUGCUCGGAAGGACGCAAAAAUCGAGCGACGCCGUGUCAAUAAAGAGAAACGUGGACGCCGGACAACAGGUGGGGAGUCAUCACCCGAACCAUCACGCGAAAGUUCCGAAACCCCCCAGCCGCGAAAGCGGCGUAAGGGACCUGCUGGAAAGCGUAAGGCAGAUGAUUUUGUUGAUGAAACACCUCCCGCUAAGCGGAAGAAGGGCAAACCCUCAAAGGCCAUGGAUUCUCUUAGUGGCGGUGAGCGUGCGACGUUGCAGAAGAUCUUAAACCAUGUAUAUCAGGCCUUGAUGGACCUCGAACAAGAGAUUGUGCCAGAAGAAGACGACAGUGAUGACGAACCCCUUACGAGAUCGAUCAUCGACCCAUUCAUGAAGCCGCCACCCAAGUCACAAUAUCCCGACUAUUAUAUGAUCAUCCACAAUCCCAUUGCUAUGGAUAUGAUCAAAAAGAAAAUCAAUAGAGAGGAGUAUCAAGGUUUGAAGGAGUUCCGGGACGACAUUCGCCUUCUUUGCCAAAAUGCCAGAACCUACAACGAAGAUACCAGCAUAUUAUUCGCAGAUGCGAAUCAAAUCGAGGCUACUUGUGUCGAGGAGUUGAGAAAACAGACGGAUGAACACCCCGAGUUUGCCGACUUUGACGAAGCAGGGUCAUCAGUUGCUGAUGGCUUGUCUACUGCUGGUGUCUCUGGUGCUGAGUCUUUGGCACAGCCCAAGAUCAAACUCACUUUCAACAGCAAUCGAGACAGUGCUAGUGCAGCAAACGGGGAUGUUCCUAGCGAUGAGGAAUGA